Molecule: messenger RNA, 1650 nt
Organism: Phaedon cochleariae (mustard beetle)
Lineage: Eukaryota; Metazoa; Arthropoda; Insecta; Coleoptera; Chrysomelidae
Source: the annotation of a GenBank genome assembly
AUGAUCAGCAAAAGUGUGAAGGUUGUCGAGAGAGCGAAUACUGCUUUGCAAGGAUCUCCUCAGACUCAGAGUAUUGCUAAAAUAACGAUAGAAAGCAUCAAUUUGAAAGUGCCACAUCUCACACCCAACGAUGACAUAAAGUUGCAGUUGUUGACACGUAUCAAAGCAGAUGAGUCUAUGAUGAUACCGUUUCGCCGAUGGGAAUUGCACGAGCUACCAGCACUCACACAAGGAUCUACCAUAGAAAUCUGGUCCGUCAAGACAUGUUCUGCAUUGGACAGUCCAAGAUAUGUUAUAGUAUUUUUCCAAACGAAAAAAGCCGAUAAUUUGCAUGAAGACGUCACCUUGUUCGAUAAUGCCAACAUCAAAUCCAUACGAUUGGCUCUGAAUAGCGACUAUUAUCCGCAAGAACGAAUGCUAUUGGACUUUUCCCGAGACCAAUAUGCCGACGCCCACUUCAACUAUACAGAGUUCAACAAGAGCUACCAUAACUGUCAAGAAAAGCGCUCUCUAGUAAACUUUGCCGAAUUCAAAUCCCGACCAAUGUUUGUUAUCGAUUGCUCGAGGCGCCAUCUGGGUCUAAAGUCGUCCACAGUUGACAUAAAAAUGCACUUAUCGAAAAAAGCAGAUCAGGAUCACUUCGACGAUGAGAAACUCGAUGACUACGAAACAAGAAAUUCGAAAUCAGGCGGUCUUAUGGAAUCAAGUCCCUAUUAUAAAAAAUUCUCGCAGAUAACCAAUUCAAUCAAAUUGGAUAAUUCAACAGGAGCCGAGGACAAUCCAUUUCAUAAUGAUGCGUUCAUGGAUUUGAUAUUAUAUAAGUAUUUACCUCUCUGCUCACUUUGGAGUGCUCUCAUGUUGACAGAUGAACGUUCUGUGAGCAAUUCAGUGGUCGAAAACUAUUUUGAGCAAUUCAAAAGAAUUAGAUUAGGUGGUUCGAGGAAUUUAAGGUGUUCUCAGUUUGUACGAAAAUUGAGAGAAGAUGUUGUAUCCCUUAAAAUCGAAGGCUGCUUAGAUAUUGGCAAGAGUCGAUUGACAAUAGGGGACCCAUUUGAUGAGAAAUUAUCGAAAGAAGAAUGGAAUAAAAAACCAAACAAACAUACGAGUACCCAUUUUGAAGGUAGAUUCCUCAAGAUAGUGAAGAAGGAGAAGGAUAAAUUAUUCAAUACCAACAUGAUUUUUCCGGAAGAUGAUGAUGAAUUACCAUUUUGUGCUUACUGUGGUCAUGGAAUUGUCGAUGAAUGUACUGCCUGGGUGAAAUGCGAUGAAUGUGAAAAGUGGAUUCACCAAAUGUUAUCAAUGGACAGUAGCCCAUCAGUUUUAUCGAGAACCCGCUUUGUACCUCUCAAAUUGGAAUCAAUCAACCUAGGAGAUACAAAUAAUAUACAGAGCGCUCUGGAUCUCCAACUUCAAGCUAUCAGUGAAAUCCAAUCAGAUAGUACCAUCCAUUACGAUAAAAUCAGCAUUUGGACCAUUAUUCUAUACGUUGGGAUGAUAAUGCUGAUAGUUUACGUUAUUUACAAGAAUCGUAACUUGUUCAGUAACCUCCGAAAAACUCCCGAAAACAUAAGCCCACCAUCAAAUGACCAGGAACCGAAGGCCAAAGAAAAGAGGAACCCUGUAGUACCAAAACCAAGGAUAGUUGUCUGA